Messenger RNA from Chenopodium quinoa (quinoa), 1044 nucleotides. RefSeq names its product RING-H2 finger protein ATL22-like. The transcript is spliced from 2 exons. The record is from RefSeq and is a predicted model, not a curated record. Gene Ontology annotation, molecular function: polysaccharide binding. The coding region runs from base 1 to 1044 and encodes 347 amino acids. NCBI's taxonomy places the organism in Eukaryota, Viridiplantae, Streptophyta, Magnoliopsida, Caryophyllales, Amaranthaceae.
AUGCCGAGGACUUGCAACGCCGAGCCUUGCGAGGCCACGGUUUGUAAUGGAAACGUUUCGCUCGUGCCAAUACCGAUCAAGUUUCCUUUCCGCAUAGUAGGCCAGCAGGCCAAGUCUUGUGGUUCCCCUGGUUUUGAUUUGUAUUGUGAUCAUAAGUUAGGCAACCUUCUACGUCUCCCAAAUGCUGGAAACUUCACCGUUGAUGCUAUAUCCUAUUCGUUAAGGGAAAUAAAGCUUUCGGAUCCGAGUAAUUGUCUUCCGCAAAAAUUGUUAUCAUUAAAUCUUACCACAACCCCUUUUCGAGGGGUAAGGCAAAAGGAUUUUUGGGUGUAUAACUGCUCUGGAGUUGGUGAUCAUAGCGAUUUAUAUGAUGAAAUCGACUGCCUUGGAGGUUCGAAUUACAAGAUUGUUAGUGUACCGCGAGGAGUUAAUGUCACUAAUACUAAUUGCAAGUUAAUGAAGAUUGUUUCUGUUCCAACAAAUUAUGGAUUAUACAAACUUAACAUAACUAAGCUGAGUAAUCAUUCAAGCAUCGACCUUACUUGGGACAAACAGACAUGUGAGUCAUGUGAAAGCUUCACUUGGACAUCUCCAGCAGCUUCGGACUCCAACAAAAACUCGUUAGAGUACCGCACAUUGGUAGCAAUAGUAACAACAUUCGUAGUGUUAUUUUUAAUCUUCAUCAGCUGUACUUUGUGCAUUCUGCUGUCAAGAAAAAAUGUUGAACAACCAGCUAUUAUUACUACGACCAAUACAGUUUAUACCGACUCUGAUAGAUAUAGUAUUACGCUAGCAGAUGUCGCUGGACUUGAUCUGACCACGAUUAACUCGUAUCCAAUGGUGGUGAUUGGCGAGAGUAGGCGCCAGAUUAAACCCGGCGAUGACAAGAACUGCCCUAUAUGCUUGACGGAUUACUCACGUGGUGACACCCUAAAAACGUUACCGGAUUGUCUUCAUCGCUUCCAUGCUGGUUGUAUUGAUCCGUGGCUAAGAGCUAAAGCUAGUUGCCCCAUUUGUAGAACUUCUCCUCGUCAAAAUUCUUGA